Messenger RNA from Rhopalosiphum maidis (corn leaf aphid), 1680 nucleotides. RefSeq lists its product as uncharacterized. The coding region runs from base 426 to 1430 and encodes 334 amino acids. NCBI's taxonomy places the organism in Eukaryota, Metazoa, Arthropoda, Insecta, Hemiptera, Aphididae. The transcript has 8 exons. The record is from RefSeq and is a predicted model, not a curated record.
UGCGAUACGAACGAGUGUGACGGUCUCCACCAGCGUAGUCGUCAUAGUUGCAGCAAUACGCGAGCCGCGUCCAGUCUGGUGGUGUUAUUCAAAUGAGAUAUUUUAUUAUUAAUUAUACGCUCGCGCGGUAAAACUUUAUUAGGCAUAAUAUAUUAUAAAAAAGACGCAGUGUGUUGUUAUCGCGUCCGAUUCCGCUUUGCUAUGAUAUUGCAUCUAAAGAUAAUAAUAUAAACAAAAUAGAAGCUAACCGCGUAUAUUAUUACACGAUAUUAUUAUUACCAUGUCUCGUUGAGCCAAAAGAACCGUUCAAAAUUAAAACGCUUAAAGUUUCGGGUAUUGUUUUUUUUUCUCGUCCGACGUCAUAAUAUUUUACACAACGUACCUAUACCGGACGGAAUAUAUUAUAUCAUAAUAUCGAGUGUAAGAUGGACAACGUCGACAACGAUUAUCUGGAUUACCCGUACGACGAUUACAGUAAUAAAAAUGAUCUCUACAUACAGCCAAAUCCUGAAGAAAACACACGCGGGACUGUAUUUCAACAAUCUACUACAUUGACAGCAAAAAUGUGGCCUCCUGAUAUUUCCGGAGGUUUUGAUUGGACCUUGGAUGUUUUAGGAUGGCAAGUAGACAAAGAUCAACUGUCAAUUGUUAUAGUAUGCGCUAUUGUCAUUAUAGUACUUACUUCAAUAACAAUUGUAUUUAUAAUUUGGUAUUGUUGUUUUUGUAAAAAAAAAAAUGUACAAAACAGCUGUGAGGAAGAAGAACAAAGAAGUAAUACCAACAUACCUAGUUACUCCACAGUAUUCCUAGACCCCAAAACUGGAAAUUUUAUUUACAGUAACCGUAUUGUUGAGUUAUUUCCUGAAAGAGAAGGUUCUCCUGAUCAUUGGUUUUUCAAUGAUCAAGGAGAGGAACCUGUAAGUACAAAUACAGUACCACGUUCAGCCUCUGUACCACCAGCAAAACAACUUCAGUCAUUUGAUCCUUGCAUACGUGAAAUAAAAGAAUUUAUUAGCAAUGAAACAUUUGACGUGCCUAAUUUGCAUUAUAUUGACAAUGAGACCCAAAAUGACCCUUGCCAUUUGCCAAACGCUAUACCUCAGAUCUCUGAAUUUAAUCCUCAUCAAUUUACUUCCAGUAGCAUUUUGGAAAAUUGCCAUACAUGUGAUGGAAAAUCUAUAACACUACGAACAAGAAGUCUUCCAACACAUGUGAGAAACAAGAAACGGCCAUUCUCAACAUCUGACAAUUUAUCAGAGCUCUAUGCUAAGGUAAAUUUCAGUAAAAAAAGAAAAAAUCGCAUGAGAAAUGAUGAAGCUGCCAUAAUCGCCAUGAGUAAAUCCAGAAGUCAGUUCCUCAACAACAAAGACACAGAUAUAUUGGUUGACAAUGAAGCAGUUAUUGUUUACGAUGAACGAACUGCUUUAUAAAAUGAUAAUAUUAUGUGAUACAACUGUAGGCUAAUUGCGUUUAGAAUCUUUUAUGUACUAUAUAUAUUGUAAUAAUUGUUUCUAUUAUGAGCGAGGUUAUUGCAAUAAAUAUAAAACAGUAUGAACAUUUAAAAUGCUGAGCGAGAUAAACUAUAAACUGCGUUCCACUAAAAUAUAUGUUGUACUUCAUUAUACAUGGAAUAAUAAUUGUUUUAAAAUACUAUAUAAUAUACUUAUUACACUAAAACAA